Messenger RNA from Gasterosteus aculeatus aculeatus (three-spined stickleback), 4983 nucleotides. NCBI's taxonomy places the organism in Eukaryota, Metazoa, Chordata, Actinopteri, Perciformes, Gasterosteidae. The record is from RefSeq and is a predicted model, not a curated record.
AUGAGGGUGGGAUGUGUGUGGUUGUGUUUCGCUGCUCUGUCCAUUGCCAGCGUCUUCGACGUCCAAGCCAGACUGGUUCGCAACCAUGUCAGCAACAUCUGCAGCACGUGGGGCAGAGAGCACUUCAAGACGUUUGACGGCAAUGUGUACCAGUUUCCUGGUAUGUGUGAGUACAACCUGGUUUCCGAUUGCCACGAGACCUACCAGGAGUUCUCCGUGCACAUGAAGAGGAAAGACAAAGAUGGAAACCCUCAAGUCAGUCACGUGGUGGUCACCAUCAAUGACCUUUUGUUCCACAUCACCAAGGACAUGAUCACUGCGAAUAACCUCCCUGUUGAAACACCUUACUACAAUGGAGGGGUCCAAUUGGAAAGUAAUCCCGUUUACAUCAAGCUCCAAUCUAAAGUUGGCAUCACAGUCAUGUGGAACAGGGAUGAUGCAGUCAUGGUGGAACUGGAUGCAGAUUAUGUGAAUCGUACUUGUGGACUUUGUGGAGACUUCAACCCUUUCCACAAUGAGUUUGUUCAUAAUGGUCGCGAAAUCAGCCCCAUUGAGUUUGGAAACAAGCAUAAAGUCCAUCGUCCCAACGAUGACUGCGAGGAUCCCUCUGAGGAGGAAGAGGAAUCCCUGGAGACUGUGCUGGAUUCAUGCAAAGAGUUUCAAACCACCUGUAACCAGAUGCUGCGUUCAGACCCCUGGAGCUCCUGCACCAGACGGAUUAACCCGGAGCCUUACAUCCAGGCCUGUGUGCAGGACAUGUGUGGAUGUGCCAACAAUACAAAUUACUUUUGUGUCUGCAGCACACUGUCUGAGUUCUCUCGGCAGUGUUCCCACGCAGGAGGGCAUCCUCCCAACUGGAGGACGCCUCAGUUCUGUGCUAAACAGUGCCCGUACAACAUGAUUUAUGAAGAGAGCGGUUCCCCUUGCAUGGAUACAUGUGCACUAGACACAAGUUCACUGUGUGAGGACCACAAAAUCGACGGCUGCUUCUGUCCUCCUGGAACUGUGUUUGAUGACAUUUCCAUGAGAGGCUGUAUCGCUCAAUCUGAAUGUCAGUGCAAGCACAACAAAAUCUAUAACUCUGGUGAGGUCUACCGACAGGACAGAGAGGAGUGUACAUGUGUUGAGGGUAGAUGGGCUUGUGAGAGCCUUCUUGCACCCGCUACAUGUGCAGUUGAAGAGGGUUCACACGUAACUACCUUUGACGGGAAAACCUACACCUUCCAUGGAGACUGUUACUACACUCUAGCUAAAGUGCAAAGCAAGGAUCAUGCGAGUCCAAAGUUUACCAUCCUGGUUCAAUUGGUUCCUUGUGCAAAUCAAGAAUUUGACACGUGUCUUAAGAGCCUUAAAAUCCUGCUGAACAAUGACAAGAACAACGUGUUAAUGUUCACUUCUGAUGGCACAGUGAAGCAGAACAUGCAGCUCAUCAGUUUGCCGUACCACUCAGGAGACGUCAGCAUAUUCCAUGCUUCCUCCUUUCACAUCUUGCUCCAGACCAGUUUUGGGUUGCAAAUUCAGAUCCAGCAUGUUCCUGUUAUGCAAGUCUAUGUGAGCCUGGAACAAAGCUACAGAGCAAAGACAAAAGGUUUAUGUGGGAACUACAACAUGGUCCUGUCUGAUGACAUGAAGACUCCUCAGGGGAUGGUUGAGGGAACAGCACUGAUGUUUAGUAACUCCUGGAAGGCAAACCUCAUGUGCAAAGACAGAGAGGAAAGACUUGAGGACCCCUGUUCCCUCAGUAUGGAGAACGAGUGGUAUGCUAAACACUGGUGUGCCUUGCUACUGAGUCCAGACAGCAAUUUUGCGGCGUGCCAUUCCGUGGUGGACCCUGAGAUAUACUACAAGCGGUGCACUUAUGCUAGCUGUAACUGUGAGAAGAGUGAAGACUGCCUGUGCGCCGUCUUCUCGUCCUACGCUCGGGCCUGUGCAUCAAAGGGAGUGCUCUUGACAGACUGGAGGGAGAAUGUAUGCGAUAAAUACACAAAGAGCUGCCCAACGUCGCAGAUCUUCUCUUACAAGCAUCAGAGAUGCCAGUUGACUUGCAGAUCACUGAGCACAAUGCAGCAAAGUUGCACUUCUGACUUCUUGCCUGUGGACGGCUGCUCCUGCCCUGAGGGUCUAUACCUAAAUGAAAAUGGCAUCUGCGUUCCCAUGGCAAAAUGUCCCUGCUACUACAAUGAAGUCUACGUCAAGUCAGGAAAGUCCAUCAGUAUCAAAGACGAGCACUGCGUGUGUACCAAUGGAAUGCUUCAUUGCCAUUCUUGGAGAGCCCGCUCAUCGACAUGCCCGUUUCCAAAAACGUUCUUCAACUGCUCCUCCGCGGGCGCAGCAGACCUGCAACUGCACUGUGCUCGAACUUGUUUGAAUCUGGACAGCGAUGAUUGUGACUCCACAGAGUGUGAAUCUGGCUGCCGGUGUCCAGCUGGCCUCCUUGAUGAUGGCAAAGGUUCCUGUGUGAAAGAAAAUCAAUGUCCAUGUCAACAUGAUGGGCACAUUUAUGCCCUUGGAUCACAAAUCGCUGAUCAAUGCAACACCUGUACCUGCAAAAGUGGAAGCUGGGAGUGCACCAAGAAAAAAUGUCCAGGAACUUGUGUUAUUUAUGGGAGUGGUCACUACAACACAUUUGAUCAGCGAACGUAUGGAUUUCAAGGACAUUGUGCCUAUGUUGCUGUGAAGAACAAAUGUGGCAAUAAAACCGCAGAGGAAAGCUUUGGGGUUAUCACAGAAAACAUUCCAUGUGGAACUACAGGCACCACGUGCUCCAAAACUGUCAGAAUCCAACUAGGGCGAAUGGAAGUCAAACUUUCAAAGGGUAAAUAUGAAGAGACCGACCUGGGACAUGGUGCUGAGAUCCAAUACAGGAUAAGGAGGGUUGGCUUGUACGUGGUGAUAGAAUCUGCCAUCGGUCUGGCAGUGAUGUGGGAUGGAAAAACAACUGUUCGCAUCAUCUUGGAACCCCACAACAGCGGAGAGGUAUGUGGCCUUUGUGGAAAUUUUGAUGGUGAUGGACAGAACGACUUCACUACCCAGGGCCAGAUGGUAGUGAGCAAUCCGUUAGAAUUUGCAAAUAGCUGGAAAGUGUCAAGCCAGUGCCCAGAUGUAGAUAUAGUUUCUGACCCUUGUGGAGUAAGACCCAAUCGACAUCAUUGGGCAAAAAUGAUGUGCAGCAUUAUAAUUGGAAAUACGUUCAAAGAGUGCCACAAUAAGGUAGCCCCCCUUCCAUUUUAUGAAAACUGUGUGAAAGACUCAUGUGCCUGCGACACUGGAGGGGACUGCGAGUGUUUCUGCUCAGCGGUCGCAGCUUAUGCUCAAGCUUGUAACGAGGCUUCUGUCUGUGUGGCGUGGAGAACACCGGAAAUCUGUCCUGUCUUUUGUGAUUACUACAAUAAGCCAGAGGAAUGCAAGUGGCACUACCACCCCUGCCACACACCUUGCUACAAGACCUGUUUGAAUCCAGAAGGAAUUUGUAGCGAACCUUUACCCAACCUAGAGGGCUGUUACCCCAAAUGCCCAGAAGACAAGCCCAUAUUUGAUGAGGAGACAGGCUGGUGUGUGGAGGAAUGUAAUGGAACAACCACAACUACACCAUCUACAACCCCAUCAAGUACAACAACUACAACAGAGACACCCACAACUACCCCAUCAACUACAACUACAAAAGAGACACCAACCACAACCGAGAAGCCCACAACAACCACAACUACACAAUCUACAACCCCAUCAACUACACCACCUACCACUACACCUUGUAUUCCAGAGUGUGAGUGGUCAGAAUGGUAUGAUGUGCAUAACCCACUACAGGACAAGAGUGACUGGGAAACAUAUGAAAACAUCUUAAAUAAUGGUAAAGAAAUAUGCAAAAAUCCAAAAGAAAUAGAUUGUAGAGCAACAGAUUAUCCUAACAAAGAUUUUGAGGACUUUGUGAGUCAGACUGGCCAAGUUGUUUCUUGUGAUUUGGAUUAUGGCUUAAUAUGUAAAAAAGAGGACCAGAUCAGACCUCCGCGGAAAUGUUUCAACUACAAGAUCAGAGUAUGUUGUGACAUGUGUUUAAACACAACAACCACAACUACCCCAUCAACUACAACCACAACUACAACAGAGACACCAACCACAACUAAGAAGCCCACAACAACCACAACUACCCCCACAACUACCCCAUCAACUACAACUACAACAGAGACACCAACCACAACUGAGAAGCCCACAACAACCACAACUACCCCAUCAACUACAACUACAACAGAGACACCAACCACAACCGAGAAGCCCACAACAACCACAACUACCCCAUCAACUACAACAACUACAACAGAGACACCAACCACAACUGAGAAGCCCACAACGACCACAACUACCCCAUCAACUACAACUACAACAGAGACACCAACCACAACCGAGAAGCCCACAACAACCACAACUACCCCAUCAACUACAACAACUACAACAGAGACACCAACCACAACUGAGAAGCCCACAACAACCACAACUACCCCAUCAACUACAACUACAACAGAGACACCAACCACAACUGAGAAGCCCACAACAACCACAACUACCCCAUCAACUACACCUACAACUACAACAGAGACACCAACCACAACCGAGAAGCCCACAACAACCACGACUACCCCAUCAACUACAACAACUACAACAGAGACACCAACCACAACUGAGAAGCCCACAACAACCACAACUACCCCAUCAACUACAACUACAACAGAGACACCAACCACAACUGAGAAGCCCACAACAACCACAACUACCCCAUCAACUACAACAACUACAACAGAGACACCAACCACAACUGAGAAGCCCACAACAACCACAACUACCCCAUCAACUACAACUACAACAGAGACACCAACCACAACCGAGAAGCCCACAACAACCACAACUACCCCAUCAACUACAACAACUACAACAGAGACACCAACCACAACUGAGAAGCCCACAACAACCACAACUACCCCAUCAACUACA